Messenger RNA from Clonostachys rhizophaga, 1383 nucleotides. NCBI's taxonomy places the organism in Eukaryota, Fungi, Ascomycota, Sordariomycetes, Hypocreales, Bionectriaceae. The record is from the annotation of a GenBank genome assembly.
AUGGCUCGCAAGCGCACCAAGAAGAGAACCCAUCUGGGUGCUAGCAACCCUGAAGUUGACGCCCCGGGCCAUGCAUCGGCACGCGACCCCAAGAGCAUGGUCAUCCGAAUCGGCGCAGGCGAGGUCGGUUCCAGCAUCAGCCAGCUUGCCGCCGAUGUGCGCAGAGUCAUGGAGCCAGGCACAGCAAGUCGGUUAAAGGAGCGCAGAGGAAACAGGCUCAGAGAUUACGCCGCCAUGUGCGGACCAUUAGGUGUCACACAUCUGCUGCUCUUCUCCCGAUCUGAGAGCGGCAACACCAAUCUGAGAGUCGCGCUGGCACCGCGAGGACCUACGCUGAAUUUCCGUGUUGAAAACUACUCACUCUGCAAAGAUAUCCAGAGGUCACAGAAGCAUCCUCUAGGAGGCGGCAAGGAAUUCCUGACCCCCCCUCUGCUUGUGAUGAACAAUUUCACCCGCCCCGAUUCUGAUUCCAAUUCCAAAGUACCCAAGCACCUCGAAUCGCUCGCCACUACUGUCUUCCAAUCCCUCUUCCCGCCCAUCAACCCACAGACACAUCCUCUGAAGUCGAUACGACGAGUGCUUCUCCUGAACCGCGAGCAGUCCGAGACCGACGAUGGAACAUUCAUCGUCAACUUCCGACACUACGCCAUUACUACAAGGUCAACGGGUGUUUCAAAGUCGCUCCGUCGCAUCAAUGCGGCUGAGAAAUUCUUGUCAACCAAGACCAGCCGGAAAGGAAAGGUGCCCAACCUGGGCAAAUUAGAAGACAUCGCCGACUACAUGAUUGGUGGUGAAGGAGGGGAGGGAGGCUACAUGACGGACGCUACGAGCGGAAGUGAACUGGACACAGAUGCCGAGAUCGAGGUGGUCGAUUCCGCACCCCGCAAGGUCCUCUCAUCGCGUGCCCGGCAGGCCGCAGCCCGUGAGGCCGAGGGCGAGGAGGAGGAAAACGUGGAACGACGAGCUGUCAAGCUUGUUGAGCUGGGCCCACGUAUGAAGCUCCGGCUUACGAAGGUCGAGGAGGGACUGUGCUCAGGGAAGGUCAUGUGGCACGAGUAUGUUCACAAAUCUAAGGAGGAGCUCAAGGAGCUGGAGCAGCGGUGGGAGAAGCGCAGGCAGGAGAAGGAGGCCCGCAAGAAGGAACAAAAGGCCAACGUCGAGCGGAAGAAGGCAGAAAAGUCUGCCCGGGGCAAGAAGGGAGACGAUGAGGAUGAGGAGGAAGGAACCGGAAAAUACGGAGGGUAUGACUAUGACAGCGAAAUGGACGUGGAUGAAUUUGACAGCGAGGGCCUGGAAGGAGACGCCGAAUAUCUUGUAAACAAGAAGAUGGAGGAGGCCGGAGAGUGGGAAGAGGAGGCGGCCGAGAUUGCCGCCGGGCGAUAG